UGGCGCGGGCGCGUGGCCACGCGCGUGUGCAAUCGUCGCGCAGCUGCGUGCGAAAAUUUUCGACUUCAGUCGGUGGCGAGAUGCAAGCCUACACGGGAGGAUGGCAGUUCGGCUUCGGAAGCUCGAGCAGCGGCAGCAAAGACUCGGCGUCGAAAAAUCGCCUCGUUAGAAUCGUACUUCUCGGCCAGCCCGGGGUAGGUAAAACCGCGAUAGCCGUGCGCUUCGCGAGCCGCCGCUUCAUCGGCGAGUACGACUGCAGCCAGGAGCGUCGCUAUCGCGUCGAAAAUCGGCUGUCCUGCAGCUGGGAGCUGGUCGAUCCGCCGGGCAACGAUCCGGGCAACAUCCAGCGUGCCUUACUCGGUGGCGGUGGAGAUUGGCCCGACGCGGUGCUGCUCUGCUACUCGGUGGCGGAUCGAGUGAGCUUCGACGAGACCUGGAGGCUGAGAUUUCUUCUGAAUCAGGCGUGGCGCGCCAAAAAAUCCGGUCAUUAUUACUAUCAUCAUUGUCAGCAGCAGCCGUGUGUCGUGCUCGUAGGGAACAAGAGCGACCUGGCCGAGGCCGGCGAGAGGAUGGUCGGUACGAUGGAGGGACGCCAGAGAGCGAGGGAUAUCGAGGCCCACGCGUUUCACGAGAUAUCGGCGAGGGAGUCGCUGGAUCAGGUAAUGGCUGUAUUCAUCAGCGUGGCGAGGCUGGUUCUAUCUCCUGGACCAUCAUCGAUCGAACAUCAUCAUCAACAGCAGCAACAGCAUAGCUUCCGGCUGCGAGCCUCGACCGACGGCAGCAUUGAAAGAAGACGCAGGACAAGCAGCAGCAGCAGUAGUUCGCAUCAGCAGCAGCAGCCCUCGUCGUCCUCGUCGACCAAGAGACGAUUGAGCAUCUCGGCACGAGGCGCCCCACAUUAGAGCAGCACCGAGCACGUUUCGU
Molecule: messenger RNA, 924 nt
Organism: Trichogramma pretiosum
Lineage: Eukaryota; Metazoa; Arthropoda; Insecta; Hymenoptera; Trichogrammatidae
Product: ras-related and estrogen-regulated growth inhibitor-like
Exons: 3
Coding region: 81-902 (273 amino acids)
Molecular function (GO): GTP binding; GTPase activity
Source: RefSeq, a predicted model, not a curated record